Cavia porcellus (domestic guinea pig) is the source of this 2357-nucleotide messenger RNA. It is a transcript of the gene Pkmyt1, whose product is annotated as protein kinase, membrane associated tyrosine/threonine 1. The transcript is spliced from 8 exons. The coding region runs from base 771 to 2243 and encodes 490 amino acids. Gene Ontology annotation, biological process: protein phosphorylation; meiotic cell cycle; negative regulation of G2/MI transition of meiotic cell cycle. Gene Ontology annotation, cellular component: nucleus; cytoplasm. Lineage: Eukaryota; Metazoa; Chordata; Mammalia; Rodentia; Caviidae. The record is from RefSeq and is a predicted model, not a curated record. Gene Ontology annotation, molecular function: protein tyrosine kinase activity; ATP binding.
UUGAACUCACGACCGCCUACUUGCAAGGCAGGUGCUUAAUGCCACUGAGCUAAAUCCCCAGCCCCUUGUUUUUACUUUUCUGGGUCACUAGAAUUUCCAUAUGAAUUUUAGGGUCAGCUUGUCAGUUUUUGUGAUGAAACCAGUGGAGUUGCUGUUAGAAUGGGGUGGAUCUGUAGAUUAAUUUGGAGUAGUUUUAUUUUUGUUUUGUGGUACUGAGAAUCAUCCUCAGGACAGUGCACAUGCUAAACAAGCACUCUACCUCUGAGCUGUACUCACAGACCACAGUUUGGAGAGCAUUGCCAUUUUAUCUAUAUUGUUUUUGGAUCUAUGAACAUGUAACAUCUUUAGUGUGUUUCCAUUUAUUUAGACCUUCAGGUUUUGGAGCUUUUCUUAUUUUUGUUUUUUGGGGUUUUUUUUUGCCUGAGGAUUGGACCCAGGACCUUGCAUACGCCAAACCCUCUUUCCUACACUUUUUCAUUUAGGGGAGGGGGUAGCUUCCAUGAGCAAAACCCCUGAGCCAUGCUCGGGACCGGGAUAGUAGUAUAUUUCCCUCUGAGUGAGAAGCAGGAAUGGCUAGGGCAUGGAGCAGUGUGGAGCUUCCUUCCUGUGCUGAACAGAGGCUGGCCCUUCCGGCUCCGCCCAACCUGUGAGUAGGGGCUGGCAGGUAGAGGAAGGAAGUCUCUGGCCUGCCUACUACACUCCAUGGAAAGUUGGGACACUGAGAAGUGCUGAGAGCCUGCCCCUCCUGAGUUGGGCUUCCUGCAUUGACCAUGCCUGUGCCCGCUGAGGGCACCCCACCAACCCUGAAUGGCACCCCUGUCCCAGUCCCAGCUUACUUCCGCCAUGCAGAGCCUGGCUUCUCUCUCAAGAGGCCCAGGGGGCUUAGCCGGAGCCUCCCUCCACGGCCCCCUGCCAAGGGCAGCAUCCCUGUCAGCCGUCUCUUCCCUCCUCGGACCUUGGGCUGGCACCAGCCCCAGCCUCGGAGAGUGUCAUUCCGGGAUGAGGCCUCAGAGCUCCUGCAAAGCCCUGGGUAUGACCCACACAGGCCAGAGUCCUUCUUCCAGCAGAGCUUCCAGAGGCUCAGCCGCCUGGGCCACGGCUCGUUUGGAGAGGUCUUCAAGGUACGCUCCAAGGAAGAUGGCCAGCUCUAUGCAGUCAAGCGCUCCAUGUCGCCAUUUCGGGGCCCCAAGGAUCGGGCCCGAAAACUGGCUGAGGUAUGCGGCCAUGAGAAGGUGGGGCAGCACCCACACUGUGUGCGACUGGAGCAGGCCUGGGAGGAGGGCGGUAUCCUGUACUUGCAGACAGAGCUGUGCGGACCUAGCCUCCAGCAACACUCUGAGGCUUGGGGUACCAGCCUGCCAGAGACUCAAGUCUGGGGCUACCUUCGGGACACACUGCUGGCUCUGGCCCACCUGCAUGGGCAAGGCCUGGUCCACCUUGAUGUCAAGCCAGCCAACAUCUUCUUGGGGCCCCGUGGCCGCUGCAAGCUGGGUGACUUUGGGCUGCUGGUGGAGCUGGGUACAGCCGGAGCCGGUGAGGCUCAGGAAGGAGAUCCCCGCUACAUGGCUCCUGAGUUGCUGCAGGGCUCCUAUGGGACAGCAGCAGACAUAUUCAGCCUGGGUCUCACUAUCCUUGAAGUAGCCUGCAACAUGGAGCUACCUCAUGGUGGGGAGGGCUGGCAGCAGCUGCGCCAGGGAUACCUGCCCCCUGAGUUCACUGCUGGUCUUUCUGCUGAGCUGCGUUCUGUCCUUGUCAUGAUGCUGGAGCCUGACCCCCAGCUGCGGGCCACAGCUGAGGCCCUGCUGGCCCUGCCCAUGCUGAGGCAGCCACGGCCUUGGAGUGUCCUGUGGUACAUGGCUGCCGAGGCCCUGAGUCGAGGCUGGGCCCUGUGGCAGGCCCUGCUCACUUUACUGUGCUGGCUCUGGCAUGGCCUAGCUCACCCUGCCAGCUGGCUGCAGCCCCCAGGCCCACCAGCUACCCCACCUGGCUCACCACCCUGCAGCCCACUUCUGGACAGCAGCCAUUCUAGCAGCUGGGAGGAUGACAGCAUAGGGCCCUCACUUUCCCCAGAGGCCGUCCUGGGCCCAGCCAUCAGGAGCACAUCCACACCCCAGGGCAGGCACACACUGAGAAAUGCCCUAGACCUGAGUGACAUGGACUCAGAGCAUCCUAGAGGUUCCUGUCCCUCUUUUGAGCCUCGGAACCUCCUCAGCCUGUUUGAGGACUCACUAGACCCAGUCUGAACCACAGGCCCAACGUUGGCGCUUUUAACCUUGGAACCCCUUUCCUGUUCCUCCCUUAGGAAGGUGGGAUCCCUUGGGGAAUUCCUGUAUCUAAUAAAAAGUAUUUGAAUCUUG